AGUUCCAAGCACCAUUGGAGAUCUCCAAGUUUUCAAUGGUGGUCCUCUGGACAACAAAUUCGAUCCUUUUUUUUGGUCCAAUUAAGUUCUUUUCUCUGCCCCUCUCUAUAAAUGGCGGAGAGAUCAGAGUACUCUGCUGUGGUGAUAUUAUUAGGCAAUGGAGGGAGGUUCAAAGGGAAAGGCCACGGAAGAGAAUGAAUCGGGGGAAGUAAGAUACAGGGGGGUUCGGAGGCGGCCGUGGGGGAAGUUCGCGGCAGAGAUACGCGAUUCAACUAGGCCCGGAGGCCCACGGAUGUGGCUCGGGACUUUUGACACUGCAGAGGAAGCGGCGAGAGCUUACGAUAAAGCCGCUUAUUCGAUGAGGGGUCCUCUGGCUGUUCUUAAUUUUCCUGACGAAUAUCCACCCUCUUCUUCUUCUCCAGCGUCAGCUACGGCAUCGAAUUCUUCCUCUUCGGUUCCGGAGGGGAGGGGGAAAGAGGUUUUUGAAUUCGAGUAUUUGGAUGAAAAGCUGCUAGAGGAUCUUCUUGGGUAUGAGGAGAAGAAACCCAAGGGCUGAUGACGUAAGAAAUUAGUCGGUUUAUUAGGCCGAAUAUCUGAGUUAUCAAAAAAAAAAAUACGUGCCCGAAUGCUCUCUCCCCUCAUACUUACCAUCACUUCUGUCAACUAAAUCUUAC
Messenger RNA from Rhododendron vialii, 674 nucleotides. RefSeq names its product ethylene-responsive transcription factor ERF098-like. Gene Ontology annotation, molecular function: DNA-binding transcription factor activity; DNA binding. Lineage: Eukaryota; Viridiplantae; Streptophyta; Magnoliopsida; Ericales; Ericaceae. The coding region runs from base 158 to 556 and encodes 132 amino acids. The transcript has a single exon. Gene Ontology annotation, biological process: ethylene-activated signaling pathway; regulation of DNA-templated transcription. The record is from RefSeq and is a predicted model, not a curated record.